UUCAGUUCUGAAUUAUUUACAUGCAGGCGCUAUACAACUCACAGCUCCAACAGGCUCAAUACUAUCAACAGCAAAUGUACGGAGGAGGAGCAACGUCACCAUCAUCAUCCAACAUCAUGCCUUCCCCUUACUACUACCUCCAAGCUCCAAGCCCUAGACCAUAUCCUCAUCAUCAUCAACACUACCAGUAUCAUCAUCAUCAACAACAGCAACAACGUUUACCCUCUGCUUCUUCUUACCUAAUCUACCCAUCCAAUGUCGAAGCUCCCACUUCCUCUAAUGCCCCUACUUCCCAAGGCCCACUAUCUUCUUCCACGGAAUCACACGCACCACAACAAGUCUCAGAAGGAGGAGAACACGAUCCAACGGAUGCACCUGAAAGUACAACAACGAACAGCAGAGAGUUAACGUCAUCUUCAUGAUCAACUCCAACUCCAACUCCAACUCCAACUUCAACUUGGACAAUCUUGACAUUUUUUCCUUCUCUUUCUCUUCAUCCAAUCAGAGAAAAAGAAGCUAAUUCACUUUUAUUACUUUUCUCAACCAAAUUCAUAACUUAGCAUGACUGCCAAAAUAAAGAUGGCUCUAUGUCUCGACUCUUGUCAUGUUCCUUUUCUUCUCCCUAACGGAAUAAUAUAAUAUGUCGACUUUGAUAUU
Molecule: messenger RNA, 657 nt
Organism: Camelina sativa (false flax)
Lineage: Eukaryota; Viridiplantae; Streptophyta; Magnoliopsida; Brassicales; Brassicaceae
Source: RefSeq, a predicted model, not a curated record